AUGCAUCCUUUUGUAAAAAAGUGGGUGACAGUCUAUUUAAAAUGUGGAAUUAAUCUUAUCUUAUACUACAGAAAUGUUUAUCCAGCAGCAUCCUUUGACUUAACUACAUUUCAAGGAUUUAACCUUCCUCAAUUUAUGCCCAUGAAUAGACAUCCUGCAGUUUUAGAGUAUAUCGAUGAAUUUAUAGAAGAUGUUCUAUUUAAACUUCAAAGAACACAUAAAAUCACACUAUGUAUUAUUACUCCUAAAGAUUAUAGAUGUAUUGAAACAUAUACAUUUGAUUUUAGAAACUUUAACCAUCUUGGUGUUGAGGACCCACAAAAAUUAAGAGAGGCUGACGUUUACGAUAGAUUUAGAGCUAGCCUAAAUAACUUGAUUCAAAGACUGGAAAAAUUAACACCAAUUAAAGAUGAUUCUGUCAGUUUUGAAUUAGUUGCCACUUUGAUUGGAGUAGAAUUAGGCCAUACAUUUGAUAAAAUUAAUCAUUUUAAUAACAAUUUUCAAAAACUUUUUUAUGAAAGGGAUAUGAACUGGGUUAAAUGUCAGCCAGAGGAUCCAUACUUCAAUGAAAGUAUGGAUUCUGAAAAGGUAUCCUCUAGAAUUAGAACACAUGCAAUUAUUGGUGCUAAUAUUGGGCCCAUCUCUAUCGACAUCUUAUUCGAAAGAUUGUUGGUUUGGGAUGGUAGCUUGGAUACUGUGUAUGAAUAUGAGGAUGAUUAUUAUGAACAGGAACAAAAAAGACCUUAUAUGAGCCCCAGUAAUUAUGAUUCUGAUGACAACAAAUUUGAUAUGGUAAAUUUACCAUCUUCCAUCUAA
Messenger RNA from Henningerozyma blattae CBS 6284, 816 nucleotides. It is a transcript of the gene REV7, whose product is annotated as Rev7p. Gene Ontology annotation, cellular component: zeta DNA polymerase complex. The coding region runs from base 1 to 816 and encodes 271 amino acids. The record is from RefSeq and is a predicted model, not a curated record. Lineage: Eukaryota; Fungi; Ascomycota; Saccharomycetes; Saccharomycetales; Saccharomycetaceae. The transcript has a single exon.